This is a messenger RNA of Cyphellophora europaea CBS 101466, 1059 nucleotides long. RefSeq lists its product as uncharacterized. Gene Ontology annotation, cellular component: nuclear chromosome. NCBI's taxonomy places the organism in Eukaryota, Fungi, Ascomycota, Eurotiomycetes, Chaetothyriales, Cyphellophoraceae. The transcript has 5 exons. The record is from RefSeq and is a predicted model, not a curated record. Bases 1 to 1059 code for a protein of 352 amino acids. Gene Ontology annotation, biological process: meiotic DNA double-strand break processing; meiotic DNA double-strand break formation; reciprocal meiotic recombination. Gene Ontology annotation, molecular function: DNA topoisomerase type II (double strand cut, ATP-hydrolyzing) activity; DNA binding; ATP binding.
AUGACAGCUUCAGCAGGUUCACUCAAGGCUCGUGAGUGGAUUGAGUGUGCAUUGAACGAGGUUGUCAAAGAGGUUGCAAAGGGUACGGACGGAAAGCCGUGCAUCGAGCUGAAAAGGAUCGAAGGCUACGAGGCCAGGGUGGAUAAGCACCUGGCCUCCACCCAGUUCAUGACCAAGGAUCACAAAGUCACGUACUGCUGGCCAGGCAAGACGGCAGAUGAAGCCUGGAGAUUCAGUUGCGUCGUCUCCGUCCUCAAUGCCAUGCAUGCCGCUAUCUGCGCCAACGUCACCGUCACCAAAAGAGACAUCUUCUAUGGCGAGCCAGAACUCUUCGGAGACCAAGUCAUAGUGGACAGUCUUAUCGAUGACAUUGUGCACACUUGCCAGGUUCGAAGGGAAGACUUGCAUGUGACAGCGAGCCCAAAAGGUCUGUUCGUGUCCCCUUGUGCGAACCGCGGUGAGGUGCAGUCGAUAGCCAGCGAUUCUGUUUUCAAGACCUCACCUGCUUGGAUCCUGGUAAUGGAAAAGGAAGCAACCUUUAACUCUCUACAUCAAUCAAACUUCCACCAUUGCCAUCAAGCCGGUCCAGGUUUGCUCGUGACGGGGAAAGGAUACCCUGAUAUCGCUACACGCCAUUUCCUCCGAUGGUGCAUCGGCUCUACAGAUCACGCACCCCAGAUAUUUGGUCUGUUCGACUUCGAUGCGUAUGGCGUAGACAUCCUGAAGACGUACAGGAUAGGCUCAAAAGCGUCUGCAACCGAGCUCCAUAGGAACUUGCCGGAAAUCAAGUGGCUAGGCAUCAAAUCCGAAGAUAUCAUACAGCUUCCCAGCAGCGCCGCCUUGAUGCCACUCACCCAGAAAGAUCGAAGAAAAGCCAUCAAACUGAUAGAGAGUGCUGUCCUCGAGCAAGGCGGCACGGUGGAAGAGUUGCUCGACUGCCGGGAAGAGCUACAGCGAAUGCUGAUGCUCAACAAGAAGGCCGAGAUCCAGGUCUUGGAGGAUCAAUUGUGUCGAUGGGCCGAGCGGAAGAUGCUUGAAGCGAUGAGAGACUCGACUUGA